This is a messenger RNA of Melospiza melodia melodia, 3172 nucleotides long. It is a transcript of the gene NCF1, whose product is annotated as neutrophil cytosolic factor 1. Gene Ontology annotation, cellular component: cytoplasm; NADPH oxidase complex. The coding region runs from base 389 to 1558 and encodes 389 amino acids. Gene Ontology annotation, molecular function: protein binding; phosphatidylinositol binding; superoxide-generating NADPH oxidase activator activity. NCBI's taxonomy places the organism in Eukaryota, Metazoa, Chordata, Aves, Passeriformes, Passerellidae. The transcript is spliced from 11 exons. The record is from RefSeq and is a predicted model, not a curated record. Gene Ontology annotation, biological process: respiratory burst; superoxide anion generation.
GCCUUGCAGAGAGCUCCUUAUCAGCUUCUUCUUGCUUCUCAGCUUCUCCUUGCUCCUUUAGCUAACAGGCCUGCUGUUAGCCCCUUCCACAACCCUUCGCUGCUUUCUGAUUCCAGAGCUCCCUCCAGGUUGUCCCCGAGGCCUCCCAGCCCUGGAGCCUCUGCAGGGGCUGGGCUGGGAAGCGCCGCUCGGUACAAACCACAGCGAGUGCACAAGGACGGGUGCGAUUGCAGCGGCAGUUCCGCUUCCCCAGGGCUGCAGCAGAGAGCCGAGCUGAGCCAGGGCACAGGGGAGGGGAGACAGAGCUGAGCCCGGGCAGAGGAGAAGGGAGAGCACCCAUUCAGGCAGGAGCAGGGUCCGGAGCAGAGCCCUGCGGGCAGCAGCAGCAAUGGGAGACGCCUUCAUCCGGCACAUCGAACUGCUGGGCUACGAGAAAAGGUUUUUCCCCAGCCAGCACUACGUCUACAUGUUCCUGGUGAAGUGGAAUGACCUCUCUGAAAAGGUCGUCUACCGCCGCUUCACUGAGAUAUACGAGUUCCACAAAGCGCUGAAGGAGAUGUUCCCCAUUGAAUCCGGGGACAUCAACAUAGAGAACCGGAUCAUCCCGCACUUGCCAGCCCCAAAGUGGUUUGAUGGGCAGCGCUCAACUCAGAACAGGCAGGGCACACUGGCUGAGUACUGCUACACGCUGGUGAACCUGCCCCACAAGAUCUCCCGGUGCCUGCACGUGGUCAACUUCUUCAAAGUCCGUCAUGAUGACAUGAACCCUGUCACAGACAGCCAGACCAAGAAGCCUGAGGUCUUCCUCCUGCCAAAGGAUUCCAAGAAAAACCUUACAGACAUCACGGGCCCCAUUGUCCUGCAAACGUACCGAGCCAUUGCCGACUAUGAGAAGAGCUCCACAUCUGAGAUGGCUCUCAAGGCUGGGGACAUGGUGGAUGUCGUGGAGAAGAGUGAGAAUGGCUGGUGGUUUUGUCAGCUGAAGAAUAAACGAGGCUGGGUACCUGCUGCCUAUCUGGAGCCACUGGAUGGUCCUGAUGAGUCUGAAGAGCAGGAGCCUAACUAUGCAGGUGAAGCGUAUGUGGUCCAGAAAAGCUACACUGCUGUGGAGGAGGAUGAGCUGACCCUCAAGGAGGGUGACACCAUUGAAGUCAUCCACAAGCUCCUGGAUGGCUGGUGGGUCAUCAGGAAGGAUGAAACCACAGGUUAUUACCCCUCCAUGUACCUGCAGAAAGCUGGGGAGGUGAACACCUCUAUGAAGAGUGAGCUGAGGAACCGGGGUGCUCCUCCACGGAGAUCCACCAUCCGAAAUGUGAAGAGCAUCCACAAGCAGGGCCGGAAGCAAAUCAGCCAGGAGACCUACAGGAGGAACAGCAAGAAGUACAUCCAGAACCAGAGGAAACUGCGUGGAAAUUCCCAGAGCAAGGCCAAUGUCAUCAUUGAGAAAAAUGAGCCAGAGGACAACAAGCCCAAGGCUCAACCAGCUGUCCCUCCCCGUCCCAGCAAGGACCUCAUCCUGAACCGCUGCACUGAGAGCACAUGGAGGAAGAUCCUGUGAGCCCCCACACCAGCCACCCACAGCUUCAUCUCCUGCAGCUCCUGUGCAGCUGGGGCUCGGAGCUGGAGCAGGGAUCCAGUGAUUCUGGCAGCCACCUCAGGCCAGGGAGGCUGUGGCCAUGUCGGCCCAGCCCAGUGCCCGUCCUCAUCCUCCACCUCAGCCAGCCCACAGUGUGCUGAUAGCACUUUGAGGAGGGACCAGCCCUGCCCUACCAGCUCCUUGCAAGCACCAAGGCCUCAUCUCUACAUGCCUUUCUAUUCCCUCUUCGUAUUUUGAAUUAUUUUUGUGGCUUUCAUCAAUAAAGGAGAGACACUUGAUAGACCCUGAGGAGCAGUGUGGGCAUGGUGGCAGGAAAGGUGUUAUAAGUAAGAAGCUUGACUAGGCCAAUAUUCAAGCAGCAAUCAAUUUAUUAAUUAAUAUGGUCAAGUAUGAGCAAUACAGCGCUGGGGAAGUUUUCUCUCCAACUGCAAUACAGCAGUGGGGGAAGUUUUCCCUCCAACUGCACACCGAUAGUUGAGGGUUAUAGGUAUUUAUAGGGGUACUCAUCAGCUUUCUCAGCAGUUUCUAUUCCAAUUUUUACUCAUCAGCAGUUUCGAUUCCCAAUUUUUACAUCACAAUUCUAUAUCUAUUGUGAUUUAGUUUUUCUCAGGAUGUUUCCCAAAAGGAGUAUCCCCAGAUGGUGAUGGUCCAGUUUCCAAACGAAGAAAGACGAAUCCCAUCUGGUGAAGUCCAGCUCCCCAAAUGUGGGUCCAACUUUUAAUUGCAAGGACUACAAAUUUCAUAACAGUGAUGUCCAGCUUGGUUGAAACUAUAAAUCCUUGAGCUGAUGUUCAUCUUCCUUUCUCAAGCUGUUUUUCUCUGUUUUGUUAGAGCCUGAGAUAAGCAUGUUUCCUUUAUAUAUAUUCCAAAGCUAUGGUUUCAAGGAUACAAGCAAUAUUCUAAAAUUACACUUCAAAAAGUUAUUAUUGCAAAACUCUUCAAGGCUUAACUACAAGCAAAGAGCAACAUCCUUAAUGCUUUAAUUCAAAUGCUUCUGAAUCAGCUAAGGUUAAUUGUGAACAAAAGAUAGGUUCAAAGGCCUUCUUCCAUGCUUUACUUUCUUCAGUUAUUAUUAGAAUUCAUCUUUAUAACUGUCCCAUGGUCAGUCUCCACACAUAUUACAAUCACAAAUACACACAUUGGCUGUAUGUACCUGACACCAAACACAGCUCUGUAUUUCACAGUCCAGGUGGAGAUUGGGCAAGGCACUCUUGCAAGAGAUGAGUGCAGUGAGGAAAUUUAUCUGGGGGGAUGGAAGGACAGCAGCUUCCUCCUGGAAAGGAGGACAGUGAAGGCUCAGUGCUGAGACAGGGCUGCCUCACACGGAGUUUCAUUUUGAGUUUGGUUACUGCCCCAGCCAACGCUGCCAUUGCUGUGCCAGCCAGGGCUGCCUUUAUUUGGGAUGGCGCUGGGUCGACCUGUAGGUUUGUGCCUGGGUGUUUUAGUUUUGGUUGUCUGGGGCUGGGUCUAAGCCCACACUGGGCUCUGGGGAUGUGUCUAUGUGAAAAAUGCAUGUAUUUUAUGAUUGGCUUUUCGCAAAUAUUAAAAUGAAUAUUAUAUGUGUUGUGUUAGAAA